Pogoniulus pusillus (Red-fronted tinkerbird) is the source of this 4012-nucleotide messenger RNA. It is a transcript of the gene G3BP1, whose product is annotated as G3BP stress granule assembly factor 1. The coding region runs from base 117 to 1535 and encodes 472 amino acids. Gene Ontology annotation, molecular function: mRNA binding. The transcript is spliced from 12 exons. The record is from RefSeq and is a predicted model, not a curated record. Gene Ontology annotation, cellular component: ribonucleoprotein complex; cytosol. Lineage: Eukaryota; Metazoa; Chordata; Aves; Piciformes; Lybiidae.
CGGCUGCAGAGCACGCCGUUGCGUGAGGUGCUUGUCGUCCGCCGGGCAGGCCUGUGGUGAAGCGACGCCUCCCGCUCCCGUCCCGCUCCGCCCGCAGUUUUCAGUUGACCAAAGAAAUGGUGAUGGAGAAGCCAAGUCCCCUGCUGGUCGGGCGGGAAUUUGUGAGGCAGUACUAUACUCUGCUGAACCAAGCACCUGACUAUUUGCACAGGUUUUAUGGAAAGAACUCUUCCUAUGUCCAUGGUGGCUUGGAUUCUAAUGGAAAACCAGCUGAUGCAGUCUAUGGGCAAUCUGAUAUCCACAAGAAGGUGCUGUCGUUAAACUUCAAGGAUUGCCACACAAAGAUUCGCCAUGUGGAUGCCCAUGCCACCCUCAACGAUGGUGUUGUAGUCCAGGUGAUGGGAGAGCUCUCCAAUAACAUGCAGCCUGUGCGCAGGUUCAUGCAGACAUUUGUACUUGCACCAGAGGGUUCUGUUGCAAACAAGUUUUAUGUCCACAAUGAUAUCUUCCGCUACCAAGAUGAGGUUUUUGGUGACUCUGAUACUGAGCCUCCAGAGGAAUCAGAGGAGGAAGGGGAGGAACCUGAGGAAAGACAGCAGACACCUGAGGCUGUUCCUGAUGAUACUGGUGCUUAUUAUGAGCAGACUGUCAGCAAUGACAUUGAGGAACACCUUGAAGAGACAGCUGCAGAGGCAGAGCCUGAGCCAGAGCCAGAACCGGAACAGGAACCUGAACCAGAGGUGCAGGAGGAAAAAUCUGAGCCGGUAUUAGAGGAGUCAGCUCCAGAAGAGACUGUGGAAAAGAGUCCUUCUCCAGCUCCUGCUGAUCCAGCUCCUGCAGUGCAAGAGGACUCUCGGACAUUUUCCUGGGCAUCAGUAACCAGUAAGAACCUCCCACCCAGUGGAGCUGUUCCAGUUUCUGGAAUACCACCUCAUGUUGUGAAAGUACCAGUCUCACAGCCCCGCCCUGAGGCAAAGCCUGAAUCUCAGACUCCACCUCAGAGACCUCAGAGGGAUCAGCGUGUGAGGGAGCAGCGAACAAGCAUCCCACCACAGAGGGGUCCUAGACCAAUUCGUGAGGGUGAACAAGGAGAUGUGGAAACUCGCCGGAUUGUGAGAUACCCUGACAGUCAGCAGCUGUUUGUUGGGAACCUUCCCCACGAUGUGGAUAAAUCUGAACUGAAAGACUUUUUCCAAAAACUUGGCUUUUCUCUUGCAGGCUAUGGCAAUGUUGUUGAACUCCGCAUCAACAGUGGUGGAAAGCUCCCCAAUUUUGGGUUUGUGGUGUUUGAUGAUCCUGAACCAGUUCAGAAGAUCCUUAGCAGCAGGCCCAUCAUGUUCAGGGGAGAUGUGCGCCUGAACGUGGAGGAGAAGAAAACACGGGCUGCCAGGGAGGGUGACCGCAGAGAUAACAGACCACGUGGACCUGGAGGCACUCGUGGGGGGCUGGGAGGUGGGAUUCGAGGGCCUCCACGUGGAGGAAUGUCCCAGAAGCCAGGAUUUGGAGCUGGAAGGGGGAUCGGGCAACGCCAGUGAAUGCAUCACGGAUGUUGACAUGGUGGCGCAAACCCUUUUUUCCUGCAGAUUUGUGAAUUUCAGCCUUGGGUAUCUUGGAAUGUGGCCCUAGCCUGUUAUAGACUGCUACGUUUGAUACUAUUUUGGCCCUUUUUCGUUUGUGUUUAUGGUUUUGUGAUUUUUUUUUUUUCUAGUCCUUGUCCCAGAUUCCAGCUUUGUGGAACAACGUUUUAGGAAAAGUGGAUUUUCAAAAGAACUGAAUUUUCUUGUUCACCUCAAACUUAACGGACUGGAGUUUUUUGGUACCAGUGGUUUUUCCUAAAGGAAUGUCUCUAAUUUUUUUCUUCCCUCUUAACCUCCCCCCACCCUCCCUCCUUUCUACUGAAUUUGGGUGCAUUUCAGUCAGUGGAAUGAUAUUUCACGUGCAUGCGUUCAGGAGCCUGUAGGAAAACAUAGUACUUUGGCAAGUAUUUCAAGGGCAGGAAAGACCUGUUUGAUAUAUUUUGAAGGUCAUCUGAACAUCCUUUGGUCUGGAGACGUUGCCACUUGAAAAAUUGACGUUGACCUUUCUCUUUGUGGGCGCUGUAAAAGUGGAAUAAUGGGUAUCUGUAGAAUCUCUUUUCAUUUCUUUUUGAUACGUGAUCACGGAAAGGAAUUGGAACUACUGUUUUACCACUUCAAACAUAUUUUUCCUUGGAUCGUGGGAUAGGUUUUAAAUGUCUAGAACUUGACUCUUUCAAACACUUUUCCUGAACUUGUGAAAAUUUUUUUAUUGAAAUAGGGAGGUUUUGGUUUGGUUUUUUUUUUCAUGUUUAGUUUGUAUUUGUAUAAAAAAAAAAAAAAACAACAAAAAGAACAAAAAAGAAGAAAAAAAGAGGAAAAAAAGCAAAAAAAAAAAAAAAAAAGCAAAAUUGUUGUGCCUUCUAUUUAUCUCUCAUUCCAGUCUUGGCAAAUUGUUUAAAUAAAAAAGGUCUAGAUUUGCUUUAUCAAGUCCAAGAGUAUGUUGGAGUUUUUCCAAGGGAAAAUUGGUACUUCCUUCAGUCACUAGAUUUUAGUAGGUUAGAACUGAAGUUUUUUUGUGUCUUCUGUUCCUGAGUUUGGCUGCGUUGAAGUAAUUGAAAAUGAGAACUUUUUGGAUGCAGAUUCUAACAACUUUGAGGCUGGGCAGGCCCCAUUACAAAUGUUGCAAAAGUACAACCAAAGUAGAAGUACCUCGGGUGCAUCCUUUUAUGGUUUAAACUACUGUGUGAAAUAGUUCUUUAGGCAUUAAUGUCAUCCCCUGCUUCUGCCAGACCUGAAAGGGAAGGAUGGCUUUUGUCGGAAGUACGGAGGCUGCCUUGUCUGUCCUGUUGUUCAGAAAGAUGUUGAAUGCUCCUUGCUGCCUCAGAAAGAUGUUGAAUGUUCUCUGCUGCCUCUGAAUGAGGGUGAAACUGAAAAUAAAAUACAAAACUGGGUAAUUUCAGAGAUCUUAUGAGGUUGUACUGCGUGAAGCACCAUUACUUCUGUAAUAUGUGAGGUUAAGCAUCUGGAUGAAAAGAACAGUUUUGAGUCUACAACAGACCUUCAGAUCUCUUGGUAACACAAAAGAGCUGCUUAGUAAGUUUGAUUAUCUGUCUCAGAGUUCAUUGUUUCCAUGUUUUUCUUGAUGAAUUAAUAUAAUCACUGUGCAUAUGCAAUAUCUCUCUUGACCUUUGCUUGCUUUAAAACUGGAGCAAAGCUGCCCUCGCCCAAAGGGCAGAUGGGUAUUACCUGUUCCAGAACAGUAACUGUUUGCCUUCUGCUUGCCAAACUUAGUGGUUGAACGUGGUUGCACUAAACGUCAGUAGAGUUUUGGGUUCUGUUUUGUUUCAUCUUUAGAGUUCUUGUGCUACGUCUUUGUUCCGUCUUUAGGAGUGUUUCUCACACUUGACUCGCUUGCAAUCUGUUCCUGAAGACUUAAACAUCUUGAUGAAUUGAAUUGGAGGAGGGCAGUGUCUGUGGAAUGCUCUCACAACCAGCGUGCUGGGAGUACAGACUGCUUCCUCUUGUGGUGGUUACUGGUACUUUUCGUUUCGAAAAACAAAAGCUUUCUGCGUUUUUCAUAUGGGGGUUGACUGAGAUGAAGGUGUGCAUGGAAGUCUUCCACUGAGCUCUGUCCUUGUUGCUCUCCAUACUGUUUUUUUCUUAUUUGUCGAGUUUUGGAUGUUAAAUCUCAGACUGCAGUAACAGAUUUUGCUUCAGACUUAUCAAAGUGCUAUUAAUAGAAGCAUUUAUAGCUCUUAACCAAGUCUGCAGGAGCACCUGUAAGCCCGAAACAGUUUUCUGUAGUGGGAGUUGGACAGUUCUUGGCUUAUUGUGUGGUUUGAAAGGGCUGAGGAACGUCGGUGAAGAAUUCAAAAGCCUAUAAGGUGAAGUGUGUGCUUGUUUUUCGUUUGAAUCAUACUCUGUUCACCCAGAAAGUGAUGUUCUUGUCCAAGAUGACAGGCGAAAUAAAGUAUUUACAUAAAGUUUUCUUGAAA